AUGAUCGGCCAAGUUGUCGCCUUCAGUCAAACUCCUAAUGACCCCAUCAAAUAUUUCGGUACACCGAAGAACAUGUUACUCGAGUUCCGUCUACUUUCCCAAAGGUGUUCAGUCAUUCGAAAUAUCACCGUUUUCACUGCCGAGGAGUUAGAUUCAGCUGCUGUAGAACCCAGCCAUAAGACUCGAUAUGUACUCACCGGUCCUUCAGGAUGUGGGAAAAGCUUUUUGCUGCUUCAAUCCGUGCAAUAUUGCUUGGCCAAGGGAUGGAUUGUGAUCUAUAUUCCUCGAGCCAAAGCGACGGUUAACUCAACGACCACACACACGUAUGAUCUUCGUACUCAAACCUACCUUCAACCAAAUUACGCACAGCAGACACUUCGGAGAAUACUAGAGGUCAAUUCCGCCAAUUUAGAAACGUUAACCUUGCGAGAAGGUCUAAAUUAUGACCGUCGAUCCUUCGGCAGUGGUACUACACUUGCACAGUUGGCAUCUGCAGGCUCGAAGGAUGCAGUAAUCUCAUCGGUGGUACUGGAAACACUACUCAAUGAACUGAGUAGACAAAGCAAGAUUCCCGUGCUGCUAGCUGUAGACGAUUUCCAAGCAAUCUACAAUCAAAAGACCGCCUAUCGUGAUCCCCACUUCUCUGCCAUCCGACCAUAUCAUCUUGCUAUCCCGCGUUUCAUUCUCGAAUUUGCUUCUGGGAAGCGGUCUUUCCCAAAAGGAGCUGUUCUCGGGGCAUUGACUGCUAUGGAUCCGGCAUUCCCUGUGACCAACGAGCUGAUGGAUGAGCUUGGUCUCCCGGGAUUGCAUCCCCGAAGUCCGUAUAGUAGACGAUCGAAAAUCCUCCAAGAAUACGCUCGGGGUUUGAUGAAUCUGCCUGUUCCAGAAGAAUUUAGUCCGCGUGAGGCUGCAUCGGUAUUUGAGACGUGGAUGCGCGAUAACGCGUUGACAGCGCCGGGCAACGACGAAUUAUUUUUGGCCAAGUACACAGAGUCUGCUGGUAAUCCCAAAGCGUUUGUUUGGCAAGGAAUUCUUGGUACGUUAGAGGGAGCGGCCCCUGUGGUGAAUCAGAAUACUCCCUGGCCACAGCUAAGGGAAGGUCGUAUUGCUGUUCAAUAG
Molecule: messenger RNA, 1119 nt
Organism: Lentinula edodes (shiitake mushroom)
Lineage: Eukaryota; Fungi; Basidiomycota; Agaricomycetes; Agaricales; Omphalotaceae
Product: mitochondrial ribosomal death-associated protein 3-domain-containing protein
Exons: 5
Coding region: 1-1119 (372 amino acids)
Cellular component (GO): mitochondrial small ribosomal subunit
Molecular function (GO): structural constituent of ribosome
Source: RefSeq, a predicted model, not a curated record